Monopterus albus (swamp eel) is the source of this 1833-nucleotide messenger RNA. RefSeq names its product serine/threonine kinase 32A (gene stk32a). The record is from RefSeq and is a predicted model, not a curated record. The transcript has 12 exons. Gene Ontology annotation, molecular function: G protein-coupled receptor binding; G protein-coupled receptor kinase activity; ATP binding. Bases 727 to 1833 code for a protein of 368 amino acids. Gene Ontology annotation, biological process: G protein-coupled receptor signaling pathway; protein phosphorylation; regulation of signal transduction. NCBI's taxonomy places the organism in Eukaryota, Metazoa, Chordata, Actinopteri, Synbranchiformes, Synbranchidae.
UAGCCAGCUCCACACGGUCGGCGAUGUGGAAAUCGGUCGCUCAUGAGCGCAGCGCGCCGAGCCGCUCCCCCCAAACCCCCCCGAGUCCCCCCAGUGCCCCUGAAACAAUUGUAGAUUUUGCACUGAACUCCUGCAAAUCACGUCUCGCUGUGUGGUUCGAUCUGUCUUUCGGGUGUUCGGUGUUGUCCGAGCACUGUUGCUCCGCUGCCGCUUCACGUCUCUGCAGCAAACCUGGCUGGAUAUGAUCCUACAGUGUGCUCAACCAGCCGGCUUCGUUCACAGGUUACACUCUGAGUCUACAGAGGUUUACAGCCACAAACACAUCAUUCACCCUCCUCCUGGCCGGCAAGAGUCGUCUGUCAUCCUGCAUUCAUCUAAACAGCAGUGAGGACAGACAGGAAACUCACAGUGUACUGGUACUUCUUGUGUGUGUGUGUGUGUGUGUGUGUCAGCCCUUCAGUGCCUUCAUUGUUCCCCCAAGCUCUCCACUGUGCAUGUGCACGAGCAGUGAUGUGUGUCCAGGUAGAGAGUUAAGAGGAAAACUGGACCUGUUCAAGUCAGCGAAAUAGAACCAGCAGGGUCGAGCAGUUUAGCAUGUGAGGCUGUGUGUGUGUGUGUCAGCGGGGCAAGUGUUGACCAGGCUAUGAGAGCAUCCCAGAGGGAGAGCCGUUCGAUGCUGAGUUGAGCUGAAGGAGCAGAACAGGAGCAUCUGAAAGAGGAGCAGCCAUGGGACUUGGACAGUCCAGCAAGACUCCAGUCACUAAUGACACAGAUGAGGUUAAUUUUGACCACUUCCAGAUCUUGAGGGCGAUAGGAAAAGGGAGCUUUGGAAAGGUCUGCAUUGUGCAGAAGAAGGACACUAAGAAGAUGUACGCCAUGAAGUACAUGAACAAGCUCAAAUGUGUGGAGCGGAACGAAGUGAGGAAUGCCCUGAAAGAGCUGCAGAUCAUGCAGAACCUGGAACAUCCAUUCCUGGUCAACUUCUGGUAUUCCUUCCAGGAUGAGGAGGACAUGUUUAUGGUAGUGGACCUGCUUCUGGGAGGAGACCUACGCUACCACCUCCAGCAGAACGUUCACUUCUCAGAGAGCACUGUCAAACUCUACAUCUGUGAAUUGGCCCUGGCCCUAGGAUACCUCAGCACCAAGCACAUAAUACACAGAGACAUCAAACCUGACAACAUACUACUGGAUGAGCACGGGCACGUUCAUCUAACGGACUUCAACAUUGCAGCGAUUGUAAAAGACGACCUAAAAGCGACAUCCAUCGCAGGAACCAAACCAUACAUGGCUCCAGAGCUUUUUCAACCUUUUGAAGGGUUCCACCCCGGCUACUCCUUCUCUGUCGACUGGUGGUCACUGGGCGUCACAGCCUAUGAGCUGCUGAGAGGACAGAGACCAUAUGUGAUGAGAUCCAGCACACCAGCUAAUGAGAUUCUUCAGACCUUCCACAAGGUCCACCCCAGCUACCCAGCAGGCUGGUCUUUAGAGAUGAAGUCUCUCCUCAGAAAGUUGAUGUGCAUAGAUGCCCAGAAGCGCAUUUCCUGUCUAGCAGAGCUACAGGAUCUCGACUACAUGUCAGAUGUCAACUGGGACUCUGUGCUCAGCAAACAGCUUCCUCCAGGCUUUACUCCCAAUAAACGAAGACUAAACUGUGACCCUACUUUUGAACUGGAGGAAAUGAUACUGGAGUCCAAACCGCUUCACAAGAAGAAGAAAAGGCUUGCAAGAAAGACCAGGGACCAGGGGUCUGAUGGGUCGCCACAGAACGGUCAUUUGCAGCAGCGACUGGAUAAUGUCCAGAGAGACUUCAUUGUCUUUAACAGAGAAAAGUAA